Molecule: messenger RNA, 1896 nt
Organism: Telopea speciosissima
Lineage: Eukaryota; Viridiplantae; Streptophyta; Magnoliopsida; Proteales; Proteaceae
Product: probable 1-acyl-sn-glycerol-3-phosphate acyltransferase 5
Exons: 4
Coding region: 431-1633 (400 amino acids)
Cellular component (GO): endomembrane system
Molecular function (GO): acyltransferase activity
Source: RefSeq, a predicted model, not a curated record
CCCCCCUGUAAAAUCCAGUUCAUUGUGUUCGUUUACAUUAGACAGGUCUAUCCCAUCACGGGUUGGAAGCUUCAGAGAGGUUAAACAUAAAAUUUCCUGAUUCUGUUACCUCUGCAGAUAAUUGGGUAUCUGCGUACAUUGUGCCACUAUGUUGAAAAAAUGUUUUCAGCUAUAAGUGCAUCUUUUGGUGGAUAAGCUACAUCCAAUGUACCUCUACAGCUCAGAGGCAAUUCCUAAAUCCAAGACUGAGCACUUCAAUACGAUGGGGGCUUUAUCCUUUUUUUCCUACAUUUUCCUCAAUAUUUACCUGGAUUGUGGCAUCAGGUUAUGUACAACUUCAACUACAACACAAGCAGAGUGAUUAGUAAGUGGGACCUAUUCUUCUUUCUAGGGAUACCUCAAGUGAAUAUAUAUACAAAGUACAUUGACCAUGAAUGGUGUAAAUGCAUUUGGGAAAGAGCCUCUGAACCAUUCCUGGAAGCCGAUGGAAGUUUCCAGGCCUCUUACUUCAAAUGACGGACUCAAGCGCCAUCCUUUAACUCCGAUUAGGGUGUUAAGGGGUCUGAUAUGUUUACUGGUGCUACUUUCAACGGCGUUUAUGAUGUUGCUGUACUGUGCUCCUGCGAUCUGUGUCAUAUUGCGACUUUUUAGUGUACAUUAUAGCAGGAAAGUGGCAGCAAUUUUUUUUGGUGCUUGGCUAGCCUUAUGGCCUUUUCUCUUUGAGAAGAUAAACAAGACUAAAGUGGUUUUUUCAGGAGAAAGUGUUCCUGCUAAGGAACGGGUUUUGCUUAUUGCCAACCAUAGGACUGAGGUUGACUGGAUGUACUUGUGGGACCUUGCAUUGCGGAAGGGACGCCUUGGGCAUAUUAAGUAUAUCCUUAAGAGCAGCUUGAUGAAACUACCAGUUUUUGGUUGGGGAUUUCACAUUCUAGAGUUCAUUUCAGUGGAGAGGAAGUGGGAACUUGAUGAAUCAACCAUGCGCCAAAUGCUAUCAACUUUUAGUGAUCCUAGAGAUCCUCUUUGGCUUGCUGUUUUCCCUGAAGGCACUGAUUUCACUGAGCAGAAGUGUAUACGGAGUCAAGAAUUUGCAGCCGACUAUGGUUUGCCUAUCUUAAAAAAUGUCCUCCUUCCAAAGACAAAGGGUUUCUAUGCCUGCUUGGAAAACUUGAGGAAUUCUUUAGAUGCAGUCUAUGAUGUAACUAUUGCGUACAAGUAUCGCUGCCCUCUCUUCAUGGAUAAUUUAUGUGGUGUUGAUCCUGCGGAAGUCCACAUUCAUGUUCGGCGUAUCCUCCUCAGUGAGAUUCCAACCUCUGAGAAAGAGGCUGCUGCUUGGUUGAUGGAUACAUUCAAGCUCAAGGAUCAGCUGCUUUCUGAUUUUAAGGCCCAAGGCUGUUUCCCUAAUCAACAAAAAGAAGGAAAUAUCUCUACAUUCAAGUGCCUGGUAAACUUUCUAAUGGUGAUUGCUUUCACCAGCAUGUGUGCAUUCCUUACAUUUUUCUCAUCUAUCUGGUUCAAAAUAUAUGUAGCAUUAGGUUGUGCUUAUCUUGCAUCUGCUACGUACUUCAAUUUUCGACCAUCGCCAGUUAUAGGUUCUGUGAAGGCUAUGCUUGGUUACAAGCAAUCUAAGUUGUGACCAAGUAUGCCAUUGGAUUAGGAGAGUCCACACUUUUUCAGCAAGGAAUAUUCUUACUAGUGUAAUUAAUUGUGAAUUAUUUUGUUGUAGAAGUACUUUUGCAGCAUUUAUUUUAUAGUGAACACUACAGAACCAUGAACAAAUCCUAGCCUUUUCAGUGUACCGUUAUACUUGCCAAGAACAGAACAAGAAUUGAUUGUAUGGUAUCGAAGAGAUUAGAUUGUAGUGAUAUUUCUCAAUGAAUGAAAUACAAGUUAACCUCA